UAACCCAUUGGGGGAGAGAGCAGAGAGAAGAUAACCCUCUCCAGACCUCAGGAGAACCCAUCACCCACCCAGAAGACCCAGACACAACCGGACCGUGGAGAUGAUGUGUAACCUACUCCUAUCGUGGGCCUUCCUGCUGGUAGCCUCCGGCCCGCUAUUGGCCCAUCCCAUCACAGACUCUGCAGAGAUGCCCUACCUGGGUCCUGUAUUCGUGGAGGAUGGAGGAGCAGGUAGUCCAGACGAGCUGUCUUUCUCUGAGCAGACAUAUCUUCCCCAAGCUGGCCCUGGACUCAGAUACUCAUCCCUACUGUCUGGAGAUCUCAGCAGAGACGGUCUCAGUGCAGCUGGACUACUGGCAAGACAGAUGAAGAGAGAUGUGUUGUUGGAGAAACAGAGUCACCUCAACCCCUUCAGCCACUUGUUUGGCAUCAGGAAGCAGUCCAGGAAAAGAGGAGGCACCUCAGAGUGUUUCUGGAAGUACUGUGUCUAACCCAGUCAACGGUCCAUAGAGAAAUGCAUUCACACCGUGCAUUAUGAUGAAGAGAUGUGGCUUGUACUGAGACACAACCCCUCUCUUGCACACAAAAAAGCAUACACAUGCGCACAUAUGUACAUGCACACAUACAUACACACACACAGGAAAACACACACACACAAGGAUUCUACACACAGACAGUGAUGGACUGAAUGGAUAUUCCACAGGUUGAUAUAUGUUGCAGUAUGUUUGCGGACUAUUCCGUUUUUAUCCAGUUUUCUAUAUUUCCCUGUCACGCAUGUAUGUUUCAAAUGUUCAUAACUGUUUGAUGUUACUGAGCAAACAUGACCUAGAUGAAGAACUAAA
Molecule: messenger RNA, 841 nt
Organism: Coregonus clupeaformis (lake whitefish)
Lineage: Eukaryota; Metazoa; Chordata; Actinopteri; Salmoniformes; Salmonidae
Product: urotensin-2-like
Exons: 4
Coding region: 101-490 (129 amino acids)
Biological process (GO): blood vessel diameter maintenance; regulation of blood pressure
Cellular component (GO): extracellular region
Molecular function (GO): hormone activity
Source: RefSeq, a predicted model, not a curated record